AUAAUCUUUACCAAACAGUGUGAGAAAUGAUAGCUGCCUAAGUGCCGCAUUCUGCGUAUCAAGCAAUCUUUUCCAUUUUUUAUUGCAAAAACACAGAACAGGGGUACCUCAUAGCGUGAGCAGCGUCCUCCCAAACUUUUGCUUCCAGAGCCCUUUUUGAGUUCAGAGAUUCUCCCUUUUUGAAGGUUCAUAAGGGGAUCUCGUACCCACAGGCACAAUUCUUCAGAAUCCAUUGCCACUGGUGAAGAAAAUGGGCAAUAACGAAGACAGUGGUAAUGGUGUUGCAGAGACUAGAAGUUAUUGGAGAUGGAGCAAGGAGGAUUUCAUACCAGAAGAGUCCUUCCAGAGCUGGAGCAGCUACGGUUUGGCGAUUUCGCAGACUGGCCACCGGUUCAAGGACCGGUUACUUGCCCGAUCUGAUGAGCUUGCUGAAGUAUCUGAAGUUCGGAUGCGCAGUGAGAAUGAUAUGAAGAAGUGCCUGAACUGGUGGGAUCUCACUUGGUUUGGCUUUGGUUCUGUCAUUGGUGCCGGAAUCUUUGUCCUGACUGGCCAGGAAGCUCGUGAUCAUGCCGGACCGGCCAUCGUCUUAUCGUAUGUUGUUUCAGGCCUGGCUGCUAUGCUCGCCGUCUUCUGUUACACAGAAUUUGCUAUUGAAAUUCCUGUAGCAGGAGGCUCCUUCGCCUACCUGCGCGUCGAGCUUGGAGAUUUUGUAGCUUUCAUAGCUGCUGCCAACCUUCUGCUGGAGAGUGUUAUUGGUGGUGCCGCUGUUGCUCGAGCUUGGACUUCAUACUUUGCCACACUGCUGAAUCACCAGCCUAAUUCAUUCCGGCUUCAUGUCAAAAGCCUUGCAAAAGACUUCAAUUACUUAGACCCAGUUGCAAUUGCAGUGCUCUGGAUUGCAGCAACAAUUGCUAUGAGUAGUACCAGGAAAGCAUCCUUGAUCAAUUGGUUUCUUACUCUUAUCAACACACUGGGUCUUAUUCUUGUGAUCGUAAUGAGUUUCUGGCAUGGAAGCACUUCCAACCUGCACCCUUUCUUCCCCUUUGGGCCCUCUGGAGUUUUCCGAGCAGCAGCUAUUGUCUUCUUCGCAUACAGUGGAUUCGACAGGAUUGCUACAAUGGCUGAGGAGACUAAGAACCCAUCACGAGACAUACCAAUGGGCCUUCUUGGAUCUAUGUCUCUUAUAAUUGUGAUAUAUUGCUUGCUGGCUCUGUCGCUGGUUAUGAUGCAGAGUUACACAAUGAUUGAUCCUAAUGCUGCAUACUCUCUAGCUUUUGAGAAAGCAGGGCUGCACUGGGUGAAAAUAUUGGUUGCACUUGGUGCACUGAAGGGGAUGUCAACAGUACUACUGCUUGGUUCUCUAGGGCAUGCCCGCUAUGUCACCCACAUAGCAAGAGCUCACAUGCUUCCUCCUCUGUUUGCUCUGGUUCAUCCCAAGACACAGACCCCCAUCUAUGCAACCUUGCUAGUAACAAUCCUUAAGUCUGUCUUUGCAUUCUUCUCCAGCUUGCAUGUUUUAGCUAACCUGCUUUCUGUUAGCACUUUGUUCAUCUUUGUUCUCAUGUCUAUAGCUCUGCUAGUAAGGAGAUACUAUCUCAGAGGAAGUACACCAAGAGCCAAUUUAGCCAAAUUGGCCUGCUUUUUGCUUGUCAUCAUUGGCUCUUCCAUUGGGACCGCAGCAUACUGGGCCCUUGGGACAAAGCGGUGGGUUGGUUACACCAUAACCAUUCCAUUCUGGUUCAUGGGCACGUUGGGGCUCUCAAUUUCCCUGCCUCAGCAGAGACUUCCAAAGGUGUGGGGUGUUCCCUUGGUUCCAUGGCUGCCCUCACUCUCGAUUGCAGUGAAUGUUUUCCUCAUGGGUUCUCUAGACUACCUCACAUUUGUAAGGUUCGGCGUGUGCACUCUGGUUAUGAUAGUUUACUAUGUUCUUUUUGGUCUCCAUGCUACAUACGACACAGCCCACCAGAAGGGGAAACUAGUGACUGAAAAUUGCAGGAAUGGAAGCGUGGAGCUUCCUUUAGCUUGAUGGCUUUGAAGAAAUUGGUGUCUGUAAUUUCAUGCUAGUACUUUUCUUCACGCCAAAUCAUAUGGACGGAAAGAAGUUCACAUGACUGAAGAUAACGACUGAAGAUAACAGCACUUGAUGUUAGGAUGUUAAAUAGAUGAUAUUCAACUGUGGCUGACUUGUUGAAUGUGAUUCAUGAUAUAAACUUUGAACAUUUUCUUCCCAUAAAUCUGGUGUAUCUGUAUCAUUUGUGCAUGAUGAUGUUCUAAUUGCUCUGAUUCCAUUCGUUUCCUUAGAUCAGAAUCAAUCCAUAUAAGUACAACAAGCAUGUUCGAUGAAUAAA
Nymphaea colorata (pocket water lily) is the source of this 2348-nucleotide messenger RNA. RefSeq names its product cationic amino acid transporter 5-like. The transcript has a single exon. Gene Ontology annotation, molecular function: L-glutamate transmembrane transporter activity; L-lysine transmembrane transporter activity. The coding region runs from base 251 to 2026 and encodes 591 amino acids. Gene Ontology annotation, biological process: transmembrane transport; amino acid transport. The record is from RefSeq and is a predicted model, not a curated record. Lineage: Eukaryota; Viridiplantae; Streptophyta; Magnoliopsida; Nymphaeales; Nymphaeaceae. Gene Ontology annotation, cellular component: plasma membrane.